Diachasma alloeum is the source of this 709-nucleotide messenger RNA. RefSeq lists its product as uncharacterized. The record is from RefSeq and is a predicted model, not a curated record. NCBI's taxonomy places the organism in Eukaryota, Metazoa, Arthropoda, Insecta, Hymenoptera, Braconidae. The coding region runs from base 86 to 550 and encodes 154 amino acids. The transcript has 4 exons.
UGAGUGUAUUGCGUGGAAUAACCAAAUCCUACGGAUUGAACCUCACAUUGUUUUGGGAAAUGUGUUAUUCCUUAAUGGAAUUUUCAUGAAGGCUGGUAAUGUCAAAUUCAUCAACGGUACAGUCUUAUUCCAAUUGACUGUGCAAUCUAAUACUACAAUACAUGUCAUGCAUAAAUUUGGACCAAAUGUUCAUGAACUCAACAUUUUGAACCGAAAUUUACAACUGAUUGAUUUGCAAGAUGUUUGUGGCCAUCGUAAAUGCAUACGUGUGCAAGGAUUCAUUAAGACUAAUUUUGCUGUCGUUCAAAGAGCGGAAGGUCUCCCAUCAUCCUAUUUCGGAGUCAUUGGAGUGGAUGAUUUUUGUCUAGAAAUAAAAAUCACUCAGUCGCAAAAUUCUAAUCAUUCUUUUGAGAUUGGACAAAACGUUGAAAUUCAAGGAUUCAUUCGAAAUACUGGUAAUCAUCCAUAUUACACUUCUCAGCAAUUUUAUCAACGAAAUCCUUUGAAGUGCCAAUCGAAUCAAACUUCUCAUCGUUCACGUAAUGAUUAAGCGAAUCAUAAUCGUUCUACUACUAGUAGUUCUCCACGUCUCAAUACAACUCAUACUAACAGAUCUGCUACUGGUAACUCCUCACGUUCUGGUACAACUAAUACUAGGGGAUCUGCUACUGGUACUUCUGCAUGUCCCAGUACAACUUAUUCUAACAGA